AUUCAAGAGAGAGUCAGAGAGGGAGAGAAUGGAAAACCUAGAAAAUUUGAACUCGAUUCUUCCAUUCUUACCACUUGUACUCCAGUCAUCAUCACCAUCUCCUUCUCUUUCAUGGCCGAUUCAAAUCAUCGAAGCGUUGAAAUCACUAAGUAAAGGUCCAGACCACAGUCGAGUUGAAUCUGGUGAAGUUUUGUUUCUUGCGAUUUCUGAUCUCAGAAAUUCUCUUGGUUUAUCUUCUUAUGAAAUCAAUUCUCAUGCUGAACAAGGUUAUUCUGUUUUCUUCGAUGAGUUAAUGUCUCGUGUUGAAUCGGGGAAGUGGUUUGGGGAGGUUGUACCAGCAUUAGCGACUUUGUUGUUGAAAUUACCGUCUCUUCUGGAAGAUCAUUAUAGGAAUGCAGAUGAAAUUAAUCGUGGAAGGAGAGAAGGUUAUCCUAGAAUUAACACUGGACUCCGUUUAUUGAGGCCGCAGGAAUCAGGCAUUGUGUUUCUCAGUCAGGAAUUAAUUGGGGCUCUUCUUGCUUGCUCUUUCUUUUGUUUGUAUCCAACAUUUGAUAGAGGUGCCAAACAUCUUCCAGAUAUCAACUUUGAUCAUUUAUUUGCGAGUCUUCACCCCAGCUACAAAGAAAAUCAAGAGCAUAAAAUAAGGUGCCUUGUACACUACUUUGAAAGGAUAUCAUCAUGCAUGCCAAUGUAUUGUGUCUCAUUUGAAAGAAAGGUUAUUCCUAUGGAAAAUAGUCCACUGUGUGUUUCAUAUCCUGAAGCUGAUUUUUGGAGCAAAUCCACCAUUUCACUCUGCCAUUUGGAGGUUUUGACAUCUGGCUUAAUAGAGGAGCAGAAUCGUGAAGCUCUUGAAGUGGACUUUGCAAACAAAUACAUUGGUGGUGGUGCUAUUGGUAGAGGCUGUGUACAGGAAGAGAUCCGUUUCAUGAUCAAUCCAGAGUUAAUCGCUGGCAUGCUUUUCUUGCCUUGUAUGGAUGACAAUGAAGCUAUUGAAAUUGUUGGAGUGGAAAGGUUUUCAACUUACACUGGAUAUGGCUCCAGUUUCCGUUAUUCGGGUGAUUAUUCAGAUAAGAAGUUAAUAGAUUGCAUGGGAAGACGUAAAACCAGGAUAGUCGCAAUAGAUGCGUUGCAUAGACCAGGAAUGAGACAAUUCAGGGUCAAAUACCUUCUCCGGGAGAUCAAUAAGGCGUGGUGUGGAUUUUUUGAUCAAAUAAAAUAUCAAGACUAUCAAAAAGCUCUUCAAGAGGAUGAGUUUUCCAGAGAUAGGCUCCAUUGGGAUUGCAAAACCUCCAGUAAUAAGCCUUCCACUUGCGAUGGACUUCAUGGAGGAGAAAAUGAGGCUCAAGUGAUUGGGAAUUCUCGUGGUGAACACAGUAAUCAAGAUUCAGAUGUUCAGGAUGAUAUUGGAAUUGCAACAGGGAAUUGGGGAUGUGGUGCUUUUGGGGGAGACCCUGAAAUUAAGGCUAUAACUCAGUGGCUUGCUGCUUCUCAGGCACUAAGACCUUUCAUUUCGUAUUACACGUUUGGCGAGGAACCUCUGCAGAGUUUGGAGCAGGUGAGUCAUUGGAUUCUGUCGCAUGGAUGGACAGUUGGGGAACUCUGGAAUAUGUUAGCGGAAUACUCAACUCAAAGAGUAAACGGUGAAACUCGUAUGGGAUUUCUCAGUUGGCUCCUUCCUAUUUUACCAUCACCACUAGAACAGUCUGCACUUUCAUCAUAACCAGCAACAAAUUUUGCAGUGCCUGUAAUCAUUCUAGCUACCUGAAUGUUAGCUGUUUUUAGAUCACCCACCCGAUAAGAAUUACGUUACCUAGUGGCCCGGCACAGGAGCCAAGUUGGAUGAGUUGCCUCUAUUUACCCG
Papaver somniferum (opium poppy) is the source of this 1861-nucleotide messenger RNA. RefSeq names its product poly(ADP-ribose) glycohydrolase 1-like. Gene Ontology annotation, biological process: regulation of DNA repair; nucleotide-sugar metabolic process; carbohydrate metabolic process. Gene Ontology annotation, cellular component: cytoplasm; nucleus. The coding region runs from base 29 to 1720 and encodes 563 amino acids. The transcript is spliced from 11 exons. The record is from RefSeq and is a predicted model, not a curated record. NCBI's taxonomy places the organism in Eukaryota, Viridiplantae, Streptophyta, Magnoliopsida, Ranunculales, Papaveraceae. Gene Ontology annotation, molecular function: poly(ADP-ribose) glycohydrolase activity.